This is a messenger RNA of Panicum virgatum (switchgrass), 943 nucleotides long. RefSeq lists its product as uncharacterized. The record is from RefSeq and is a predicted model, not a curated record. Bases 268 to 876 code for a protein of 202 amino acids. The transcript is spliced from 2 exons. NCBI's taxonomy places the organism in Eukaryota, Viridiplantae, Streptophyta, Magnoliopsida, Poales, Poaceae.
GCAAGUUGUAAUUGCAAACACCAAACCAGACCUGUUCCCUUCAUCCUUGCGUUCCCUUCAUUCCCUCCAUCCUUGCGUUCCCUUCAUUCCCUCCCUUGCGUCCCCUUCAUUCCCUCCCUCCAUCCUUGCGUUCCUUUCAUUCCCUCCCUUGCGUUCCCUUGAUUCCCUCCCUCCAUAAAUUUGGCUCCCCUACGAGCUCACAGCGCUGCCCACAGCACCCCGUUCCUCACGCACGCCCGCAAGAACACAGGAAAUCACAACCCGGUCAUGGCGGCCUCAGCUCGGAACAUCGCCUGCUUCGCCCUGUGCCUGUCGAUCGUCUCCCUCCAAGUUCCAUCCUGCACCGACCCGCGAGGUACUAGUACUACCACGGCUGGCGCCACGGCGCCAUCCGCGCCCGCUCAGGAUGCCAAUUUCGGCGGCGCUCUGCAGGCCCUGCUGGCGCUGGCCGGGAUGCAGGCCCUGUUCGUCUUCGCGGCGAUCAUCUACAGCCACCGCCAGAACCACGCCGCCGGCAACUGGCUCGUCUCGGAGGCGGAGCUCGCCUUCUUCAUCCUAUGCCUGCAGGUUGGCUUCCUCCAGCUUUUUCUGUUCGUCCAGCAGCCUGGAGGAGAAGGUGGCGCACACGACGGGGCGCCGGAGCUCGCCGUCUCUGCUGCCCGCGCUUUGCCUGCUGUCGCCUCGGUCACCUUCUUUCUCGGCAUCGCCCUCGUUUAUGGGCAUGUCGGCAACGACGGAGGAGGUGCCGGUGGUGCCAUCGCUGGCAACGGACCGGUCCCGGCGCCCGCCGGCGUACGGUUCCUCGCCAAUCUGACGUUUGGAGCUGUACUAGCCUGCCUGACGAGCAUCGUCCUUGCCUUCUACACCAACAAGUAACGUAACAACCCUGGUGUAACGUAAGCAUGAAUGCAUGAUAUCAGAACCAGAUUACGGCCUUGGCUGG